Molecule: messenger RNA, 1047 nt
Organism: Phyllostomus hastatus (greater spear-nosed bat)
Lineage: Eukaryota; Metazoa; Chordata; Mammalia; Chiroptera; Phyllostomidae
Product: melanoma-associated antigen B18-like
Exons: 1
Coding region: 1-1047 (348 amino acids)
Biological process (GO): negative regulation of transcription by RNA polymerase II
Cellular component (GO): nucleus
Source: RefSeq, a predicted model, not a curated record
AUGCCCCGAGGUCAGAAGAGUAAGCUCCGUGCUCGUGAGAAACGCCGCCAGGCCCGUCAGGCCCAUGAUGAGACCCAGACCCAGGAUCUGGAGGGUGCUCAGGCUAUUGCAGCAGAGGAAGAAGAUUACUACUCCUCUUUCCAGGCUGUCCUUGAAGGCAGUCCUCAGAAUGUGCCUGCUGUUGAGACACCUAGCACUCCUAAGGAGCUGCAGGAAACCCCAUCGAGCACCGAUGAUACUACUGCAGCUGUUUCAUGCACCAAUUCAUGUGAAGGUGCCAGCAAACAAGAUGAAGAAAGCCCAGAAUCCUCCAAAGCUUUUGAGGGCUUUCGCAGAGAUCCGUUAAACAAGAAGGCGGUUUUGUUGGUACAGUUCCUGCUAAAGAAGUAUCAAACUAAAGAGCCAAUUACAAAGGAAGAUAUGCUGAAGUUUGUUAUAAAAAAAUACAAGCUUCAUUUCAAUGAGAUCAUCAGGAGAGCCUCUGAGCACUUGGAGCUGGCCUUUGGUAUUGAUUUGAAGGAAGUGGAUCCCAUCAGGCACCACUAUGCCCUUGUCAGCAAGCUACAGUUCACCUGCAAUGAAACAAUUAGUGAAGAGAACAUGCCCAAGACUGGCCUCCUGAUGAUUGUUCUGGGUGUGAUCUUCAUGAAUGGCAAUCGUGCCUCUGAGGAAGCUGUCUGGGAAGUGCUGAAUUUGAUGGGUGUCCAUGCUGAUAAGAUUCACUUACUCUAUGGGGAGCCCAAGAAGGUCAUCACUAAAGAUUUGGUGCAGCUAAAUUACCUGGAGUACCGCCAGAUACCCAACAGUGAUCCUCCACGCUAUGAGUUCCUGUGGGGCCCAAGAGCCCAUGCUGAGACCACCAAGAUGAGAGUCUUGGAGUUCUUAGCCAAGAUCUAUGAUACCGUCCCCACUGCCUUCCCACUCUGGUAUGAAGAAGCUUUGCGGGAUCAGGAAGAGAGAGUCCUAGCCAGAGCUGCAGCCAGGGCUCGUGUCGCUGCCAUUGUACCCUCUAGGACCUUGGCCAGCUGCUUCUUCCACACUAAGUGA